Paramecium octaurelia is the source of this 387-nucleotide messenger RNA. NCBI's taxonomy places the organism in Eukaryota, Ciliophora, Oligohymenophorea, Peniculida, Parameciidae. The record is from the annotation of a GenBank genome assembly.
AUGAGACACAAAUCAAAUGGACAAUAACUAAUUAUUGAAGGAUCGCACCUUUUCUUAGGUGAUGAGUCAGUCAACUCAUUCAAACCAAGAUUCUCUAAAUACAAGAACUUUUACACUAAGAAACCCCUCUUUGAAUUUCAUUAUGUGACUCCAACCCAGAAACAUGCUAAGGAAAUACUUGACAAAAUUUGCCAUGUCAAUAAAAAGCUUUUGAUUACUGAGAGACCAGAAUCGUCCUUCUAAAAACGAAAAGAAUUCUCUGUUGAUCAAUCUUUAACUACAAGGGGGUCAAUAUAAAAAAAAUAGAUUAGAAUCAAAUCCAUGAACAGAUCAAAUAUUCAAAGCAAACUCUCAGAUUAAGAUUGGUUAGCAUUCGUAUUGGAUUGA